Messenger RNA from Arvicola amphibius (Eurasian water vole), 1912 nucleotides. It is a transcript of the gene Scamp5, whose product is annotated as secretory carrier membrane protein 5. Lineage: Eukaryota; Metazoa; Chordata; Mammalia; Rodentia; Cricetidae. Gene Ontology annotation, biological process: protein transport. The record is from RefSeq and is a predicted model, not a curated record. Gene Ontology annotation, cellular component: trans-Golgi network membrane; recycling endosome membrane. The coding region runs from base 181 to 888 and encodes 235 amino acids. The transcript has 7 exons.
CUCGGACGCGCGCGCACGCUCCCCGCCCCCAAUCCGGGAGCCGCUGGCGGCCGGCUCCGCGCCUCAUCGCCGGGUGCAGCGCAGCUCAGCGCGGUGCAACACGACUGCCUUUCUGCAGCGGAGUGGUCGGGGCUGUUCAGGACAAAGGUGUGAACAGACUACUGGGCUGACUGGUCCAUCAUGGCGGAGAAAGUGAACAACUUCCCACCGCUGCCCAAAUUCAUCCCGCUGAAGCCAUGUUUCUACCAGGACUUCGAGGCAGACAUCCCUCCUCAGCACCUCAGCUUGACCAAGCGCCUCUACUACCUCUGGAUGUUGAACAGCGUCACGCUGGCCGUGAACCUGGUGGGCUGUCUCGCGUGGCUGAUCGGAGGCGGGGGAGCCACCAACUUUGGCCUCGCCUUUCUCUGGCUCAUCCUCUUCACACCUUGCUCCUACGUCUGCUGGUUUCGGCCCAUUUACAAGGCCUUCAAGACAGACAGCUCCUUCAGCUUCAUGGCCUUCUUCUUCACCUUCAUGGCCCAGUUGGUCAUCAGCAUCAUCCAGGCUGUGGGAAUUCCAGGCUGGGGUGUCUGCGGCUGGAUUGCCACCAUCUCCUUCUUCGGGACGAACAUUGGCUCAGCGGUGGUGAUGCUCAUUCCCACGGUCAUGUUUACAGUUGUGGCCGUCUUUUCCUUCAUCGCCCUUAGCAUGGUUCAUAAGUUCUACCGGGGCAGUGGGGGCAGUUUCAGCAAAGCUCAGGAGGAAUGGACCACUGGUGCAUGGAAGAACCCACAUGUGCAACAGGCAGCCCAGAAUGCAGCCAUGGGGGCUGCACAGGGUGCCAUGAAUCAACCGCAGACGCAAUAUUCUGCCACCCCCAACUACACAUACUCUAAUGAGAUGUGAGCCAGCCAAGCCCACCAGGAGGCAGGGCUGGGGGCCAGUGGGACAGGGGGCUCAAGCCACAUCAUCUGUGUGGUGACCAAGCAGGGUUCCCCCUUCCCUUUUCUCCUCCCCAACUUUGUACAAAGAAUCAGAGUUAUAUAUAUAUAUAUAUAUAUGUAAAUAUAUAUGUAUAUGUAUAUGUCUAUCCCCUGCCCCGACCUUUUGGGUCCUGCUCUUGGCACCUCGAGAGCUGUGGGCUGCACAAGGAGUGGUCCUGUGCACUAGUGGCCGAGUCCAUGUCCCCUCGUGAAAUAAUGUGCAGUGGCGAUCUCUUGUUGUGGUGCUAGAUGUAUGUUUAGAACUAAACCAGCUCUCCCUUCCCCAGUCCACCCGGCUGCCCCCUCUGACCCUGGCCCAGGGACUCCUCACGGGACAGGGGGAGGCCUAGCAGAGAGUCUGGCACCCUGUGCAUGGUUUAUGAGCCGAAGUUAUUUCCCCCCUUUGGUCCCAUUGGGAAGCAACAGUAUUUAGCGUUCAUGGUGAUGAGUAGGUUCUGGAGGGUUGGACAGAGUGGAUGUUUCUUGCCCCCUAUAGUCCUCCCCUCAACCUCUUUCUCCCCUUGUUUCGUCCUCACUGUUAGACUCUUUGUGCUCUCUUCCCUAGCUGGCUCUCCCAGGAUCUUUCUCCUCUGCGGGUAGCUUUUCUUUGUCUUCCUAAUACUGAGUGUCUCAGUUAUGUCUGCUUCCAAGACUGCCCAGGUCCCCAGAUCUGAUCUGAUCCCCCAGUUCAAGGAAGCUGACGUGGGAGCUGAGCCAGCCCUGAUGUGAAAGGGCACACAGCUUGCAGAUGGAGAGCCUGUUUGGUACUUGAUACCCAGGGAAUGGAAAUGUAGGCCUUUCUCCUUGGUUCUGAAAGCCUGGCCUGCAGAGGCAGGCUUCUUUUCCCUCUCCCACUCCUCCCCUUUCCUCCCCACAUCCUCCUUUAGCCACUCUGCAUUUCCCGUGGAGCUGGGCCAUGUUGACUGUAAGGGCACUGUGGGAACAGA